This is a messenger RNA of Leptosomus discolor (cuckoo roller), 1257 nucleotides long. The record is from RefSeq and is a predicted model, not a curated record. Lineage: Eukaryota; Metazoa; Chordata; Aves; Leptosomiformes; Leptosomidae.
AUUGCAGAUUUUGGCAUGUCAAAAUGGCGCGUCAUAUCCAUGUCUCAAUCGCGAAGUGAAACCUCUUUACCAGAGGGAGGGACAAUUAUCUACAUGCCACCUGAAGAUUACAAUCCCAGUCAGAAAACCCGUGCAAGUGUAAAACAUGAUAUCUACAGUUAUGCAAUUAUUAUGUGGGAAGUGAUGUCAAGGAAACAGCCAUUUGAAGAAGUUAUAAACCCCUUGCAGAUAAUGUAUAGUGUGUCACAAGGGCAGCGACUAGACUUAAGUGAAGAAAGCUUAUCAAAGGACAUUCCUCAUCGAGUGCUCGUCGUAAGAUUGAUAGGAAGUGGAUGGGCACAAAACCCAGAUGAAAGACCAUCGUUCUUAAAAUGCUUAAUAGACCUUGAGCCAGUCCUGCGAACAUUUGAUGAAAUAGCUAUGCUGGAAGCAGUAAUUCUGUUAAAGAGAUCAAAGUCACUAUAUGAAUCACGGUGUAUGUACAAGAGUGAAAAGAAAGCAGAUGUGGAGCAGAUAUCUCUAAAUAUACCUCUGAAUCCCCAAGAGGAAACAUAUUCUGGCUCCGUACAAUGUGAUGCACUUCCCCUUCGGAGCAUCUCUCCAGAUAUAUCAAGAUUCAAGUCUAUUCCCAAGUGUAAUAUCCUCUCAUCAGGGACCAGUGGCAUGAAAGCAGACAAGACAAUUGACUUCACUGCUAUGAAGUAGGGCAUCAAAAAGUGUGCUGAGGUGCUUCAGAACUGGGGAUAUUCUGACGGAAGUUCUGGGGGUCUACAGUCUCUCAGCAGUCAGAGCACAGAUGAAAAUAUCUCUGUAACUCAGAGCGCCAAACUUCUUAUGCAUCCGUCCAGUUAUUUUUCCUCAUCUGACAAGAGUACUUCAGAAGCCUCAAAUUCUGCAUCAUGUGUGCUGCGGUCAUCUCCAAUUCCUUCAGAUUUUGUUUUGGAAACCAUACAACAGAAUGUAGCCCAUCAAUGGAUCCAAAGUAAAAGAGAAGAAAUUAUUGAUCAGAUGACUGAAGCAUGUUUGAAUCAGUCACUGGAUGCUCUUCUAUCAAGAUUUUUACUCAUGAAAGAAGAUUAUGAACUUAUAAGCACCAAACCUACAAGGACAUCAAAAGUCCGACAACUGCUUGAUACCUCAGAUAGUCAAGGAGAGGAAUUUGCAAGAAUUAUAAUACAAAAGUUGAAAGAUAACAAACAGCUAGGACUUCAACCUUAUCCAGACAUUUUAUCUAAUUCUCUAAGACUGCAACUUUAA